Morone saxatilis (striped sea-bass) is the source of this 4111-nucleotide messenger RNA. RefSeq names its product calcitonin receptor (gene calcr). Gene Ontology annotation, cellular component: axon; plasma membrane. The transcript is spliced from 20 exons. Gene Ontology annotation, molecular function: amylin receptor activity; calcitonin receptor activity. Gene Ontology annotation, biological process: cell surface receptor signaling pathway; positive regulation of cytosolic calcium ion concentration; adenylate cyclase-activating G protein-coupled receptor signaling pathway. NCBI's taxonomy places the organism in Eukaryota, Metazoa, Chordata, Actinopteri, Moronidae. Bases 667 to 3168 code for a protein of 833 amino acids. The record is from RefSeq and is a predicted model, not a curated record.
AUGAUUUUUUUUCUUAAAUGUCUUGCCUUUUGCAAGCUUUUAUCAGACAGGUAAGAAUGGUGUUUUAAUGUUCCUAAUGAGAAUUCCUUCUGCCCUUCACAAAGAAACAGAGGUAGGAGGUUUGCAUCUGAAUUGUGAUAUGGAGUGUGUAGACAAUCUCCCAGACGAAGUAUUAAAAAGUCCUGAAAUAAUUCAGAAAAUGCAAGUGCAUGAGCCUGGCACUCCAAGAGGCUUAAUUUUCAGCCAAAAAUUUGCGAGAUAAGUCACAGCAAAUGGGCUCUUUAUCCUUCAGUGAGCAGCAUUAUCAAAAUCAGCAUUUCACACAGGCAGGCUUUUUUUCAUUUUAAAUGCUACCUCCAAAUACAAACACUAGAGCAGAGAUAAGAUUCAUAUGGAGAAAAUCUGCUGCUUAACUUCUUUUGUGAGCUCCCAAACACACUUUAAUAAGUUACAUGAAUAGUCGGUGACUAGAAUUUCAAAGCAGAGUGAAAUCCUCAUCAGAUCAGCUUUAAAAAUGUUUCAAAAAACGUUCCAUGCUUAUUCUACCAUUUAAAUUUGUAUCUUAUGUAAGAGUGUGUGUCUUCAUCUAAGCUUGAUAAAACUGUAAAAUAUGAUAAAUUUAGCAAACAUCAUCAUCAUUUAUGCUUUAUCUUAUGUUUUUAUUCAAUGCAAUGUAGAUCAGAUAUUAAUAACUCUCUGUCUACACUCCAUAUUGUGUUCCAAGUCCGUAUAAAACAUGUUGUCUUCCCCCUCACCUCUGGCGUCGUGUUUUCUCCACAGCGCAGGACUGUGGUAGGCGCUGAGUCAAUCUCAGACCCAUCACACAGUCCUGGAAAGAGCCUGACAGAGGGAGAGGCGGUGAGCCAGGGUCAAUACAGAUGUCUUGAGCUGUCCAACAAAGACCAUCAAGAAAACAGAGCCGGUACGUUAUGUGCACGUAUUUGGGAUGGCUUGCUAUGCUGGGAUGACACACCAGCUGGGACGUCUGUAACACAAAACUGUCCAGAUCACCCUGACCUGGACGCAACUGAAAAAGUGACCAAACAUUGUGAUGAAUUGGGUAACUGGGUCCAGAGUGGCCCCCCUUGUCAGCCAGCUUCAAAGAACAAAUUAGAGAAGGAAGUCCCACAUUUCUUAAGAGAUGCUGCGGAAGAGCCCACCACAAAGGCCACAGGACUAAACACAGAAAAAGGCGGUGUUACGGAUCUCAUCCUCAAGAACGAAAAGAAAUGCUCAGAGAAAAUGUUAAAAGAUCCAUCUUAUAAUAAAUCAGGUCUGUACUGCAGUCGUAACUGGGAUGGAUGGCUGUGCUGGGACGAUACUCCUGCAGGAACCUACGCCUCACAAAACUGCCCUGAUUAUUUCAGCGAUUUUGACCCCACAGAAAAGGCAACUAAGUACUGUGGAGAAGAUGGUCAGUGGUUUCAUCAUCCAGAGGCCAACAAGAUUUGGACUAAUUACACACUCUGUGCAACCACCCAUGAGAAGACGCUGAGGAAACUGAAAAUGCUUGAGAAUGAAUACAAAUGCCUCCUGAAAAUAAAUCGAGAUCCACCUUUCAACAAAUCAGGUCUGUACUGCAGUCGUAACUGGGAUGGCUGGCUGUGCUGGAACGACACUCAAGCAGGAACCUACGCCUCCCAAAACUGCCCUGAUUACUUUUCUGACUUUGACCCAGCAGAAAAGGUAACUAAAUAUUGUGGAGAAGACGGGCUAUGGUUUCGCCAUCCAGAGAGUAACAAGAUCUGGACCAACUACACACUCUGUGCUGUUAAUACUAAGGAGAAAUGGAAGGCAGCCGCCCAGCUCUCAGGGGACACUGAGUUAGAGCCCACCAACGGGGCCACGGUCAGUCCCAUGGUCAUCCCAGAAGAGCAGGAAAUUGUGAGGAAGAAAAUCCUCGACAACCAGUACAAGUGCUUUGAGAAAAUUAAUCGAGAUCUACCUUACAACAAAUCAGGGCUGUACUGCAGUCGUAACUGGGAUGGCUGGCUGUGCUGGGAGGACACUCCAGCUGGAACGUACACCUCUCAAAACUGCCCUAAUUAUUUUGUCGACUUUGACCCGACAGAAAAGGCCACAAAGUAUUGUGGGGAGGAUGGGAAGUGGUUUCGCCACCCGGAUACCAACAGGACUUGGUCGAACUACACACUCUGCAAUGAAAGCACUGAGGCAAAGUUGAAGUCAGUGUUCAUCCUCUUCUACAUGGCAAUUGUGGGUCAUGCUUUAUCCAUAGCCUCCUUGCUCAUCUCUCUGGCCAUCUUAUUCUACUUCAGGAGUCUGAGCUGCCAAAGGAUCACCCUGCACAAGAACCUCUUUUGCUCCUAUGUGCUCAAUUCAGCCCUCACCCUCAUCUCUCUCUUAGCAGUGGUCAAUAAUCCUGAAGUGGUGGCCAGAAACCCGAUCAGCUGUAAGGUGUUGCAAUUUUUCCACAUGUACAUGCUGGGCUGCAAUUAUUUCUGGAUGCUCUGUGAAGGCAUUUACCUGCACACGCUCAUUGUGGUGGCUGUAUUUGCAGAGGAGCAACAUCUGCAUUGGUACUACCUCCUGGGCUGGGGCUUUCCUCUAGUGCCUGCAUCCAUCCACGCCGUGGCAAGGAAAAAGUAUUUCGAUGACAACUGUUGGAUUAGUGUGGAAACCAAUCUGCUCUACACAGUCCAUGGUCCUAUAGUGGCAGCACUUCUUGUGAACCUCUUCUUCUUACUAAAUAUUAUAAGAGUGUUGGUCACCAAGUUGAGAGACACACACCGGGCAGAGUCCAACAUGUACAUGAAAGCAGUGAGAGCCACCCUGAUUCUGGUGCCCCUGCUAGGAAUACAGUUUGUCAUAAUCCCCUGGAGGCCAGAGAACCGGCUAGCUGGGGAGGUCUACGAGUACAUCAUGCACAUACUCAUGCACUACCAGGGAUUACUGGUGGCAACAAUAUUCUGCUUCUUCAAUGGAGAGGUGCAGGCAGCUCUAAAGAGACAGUGGAUGCAGUACAAAACCCAGUGGGGUCAGAGACGAAAGGAACACUGUUCAAUGCGGUCCACGUCCUACACAGCAACCUCCAUCACCGAGGUGCCCGCCUUCAUGUACCACCACGACUGUAACAGCGAACAUUUGAACGGACGCCACACGGAGGACUCUGAACUGGUGGCGCUGAAAUCAGGAGAAACGUACGCUUGAGCCACAGAGUCACAACGGAGAUAGAGAGUGUAGCGGUGGGAACAGCUGAAGAAGAGAAACAGAGCAACGGAGAUGUACAGUAAGAAAUGAAAAUGAUUCCAGUUUGCCCGCCAUUUCUCAGUGAUUAAAUCUCAGCCCAGGACGACAAUACUGGUCUGGAAAUAAAGAGCUCAUUGGGAUGGAGACGGACUAGCUGACAUUUUACUUUACAUUGCUGUUGCAGCUGCUUUUAGAUUGAUGUCAAGAACUUGUGGUAUGAGACAAGAGCUGCUUUUUGACAUGUGUCACUUCCUAAAGCUGCUAAACUGUGAGUGUGCUCACAGCGAUGGAGACUUGUGCCGGUGUGGAGACAGAAAUAACUGUGACUGUGAUGACAGUGAGGGUGCCGAUGUUUCCUGUUUUGAAAUGAUGCUGCUGAAUGUGACAGUGAUGGUAAUAUGGGUUCUGAUCGACAUGAGGUAGAGGUGAAUAAUGAUUUUGAUGGUGUCAUGAUGAUGAUGAUUUUUAAGGUGAAGUAGAAAAACCACUCCUUCCUAACCUCACCGAUACCAAAGGGUACUGUAUGUUGGUCACAGCUAUGAAGGGGUGUCCAAACCGACACACACACACACACGCCAUCAAACUUCACAAACCUGAUCGUAUGUGCUAUAAUAGAGGUUGAAUUUCAAAAGACCCUCUGUGCUUGAAGCUCUGGAAUUGUGUACAUAAUGUUUAAUUUGAAAAAAAAAAGUUGUUCAGAUGUUUUAAAAGGAUUUUAUUUUUGUUUUCUAUUAAUAUUUUAUUCUUGCCAAUUCCUAAGUACGUGCUAAGUGUGUCCUGUGAUGCUGCACUCCUGACUUCUUUGUUGUUUUGCAGUUGCUGUAUUUGUGCUGAUGCCGAACAUCCCAGGGCUGAGAAGCAAAAAGAAGAAGCUAAAUGCACAAAUAAAUAUAUGAAUAAAAAA